Messenger RNA from Chara braunii, 1360 nucleotides. The record is from the annotation of a GenBank genome assembly. NCBI's taxonomy places the organism in Eukaryota, Viridiplantae, Streptophyta, Charophyceae, Charales, Characeae.
GGGUGUGUCUGUGUGUGUGUGUGUGUGUGUGAGAGAGAGAGAGAGAGACAGAGAGACAGAGAGACAGACAGAGAGAGAGACAGACAGACAGUCGAGGAGAGAGAGAGAGAGAGAGAGAGAGAGAGACAGACAGACAGACAGACAGACAGACAGACAGACAGACAGACAGUCGAGGAGAGAGAGAGAGAGAGAGAGAGAGAGAGAGAGAGAGAGAGAGAGAGAGAGAGAGAGAGAGAGAGAGAGUUGCGCUGGUGAGGUGUUUGCGACGCGGCCAUGGCUGCUGUACGGUUUGCUGUCGUGAUGCUACUUCUCUUUGCCUGCUCGCUCAUCUUCAACGACCUGCAAUGUGCUCGAGGCCAAGAAGAGGACACUUAUACUACGCCUACGUUCCCUGGGUAUUGCUCCACAGCUGUUCCAAGGCUUCCCUGGGCAAGUUUACAAGAGGUGUGUACGCCGAAGCAAGGCCCGUUCACAUCUACCUGCUGCGAGUUCAUCAAGGGAAUGAAAGAUUACGAGGAAAUGAAGACCCGCUGCGGGCAACAGAUUGCAAUUUAUGGUAAGACGUUGGGAUAUGACGUCCGCCAGCUCGCCAGCGAUUGCAGUUUGUAGUUUCCCAGAAUGUCAACCGGGUGGUGGCACUGGGUGCUCUGUGGAACUGCUGCUCCCCACGAAUAGACUGGAGCACUGGUCCUGACUACAAGGGAGGGAUGCACCCAUCACAUUGCCUAGUAGUUCGGGCCCGUAAUUGGAAAAAAGAAAAAACGUGAUGACCGAGUUAGAGGUCAAGAGAUGGGGGAAGAUUGAGAGACAACUAGGGAAAAGAAAGACGGAGUGAAAGAGAACACAAAACAACAGCAGUUUGAGACGUUCUGCUCCGAGAGUUCGGGGCUGGGCUACGAUGUCUUCAGACUACGGAGAGUUCACAGGACGACUAUGGUCAUCAAGUCCUGCGUCUGCGUCUGCGUCAGAGAGAGAGAGAGAGAGAGAGAGAGAGAGAGAGAGAGAGAGAGAGAGAGAGAGAGAGAGAGAGAGAGGAUCACCCAGUUGCUGUGAGUUAAUGAGGGAAAGAGCAGGUUUUUGUGUGCAUGUUUACGUAGUUCCAGUCCGGAAUCAUCCCUCUCCAAUGAGCAGCCCCAGAGUCCUCGAGGAGUGGCUGCUAUAAAUUGAAAUGGGCAUGCAAACAAGAAGUUACGUGAAGUGUGUUUUGUUUGGAGUGGAAGGGGAAGACCCAGAGGGCCCCGGACCGUUAGCGAAUCGUUAUCGUUAUAAUUCCACUCACAAAUUACAGAGGACUUUUGUCGACGGACUGAAUGAGGAGUGUCACCGUGACGAGUGUGGGUAACAAAAAGUUUUAUUGCCA